AUGGCAAUCCCACUUAAGGCCCUGUCCCCCGACGACAACGUGGUGAAGUGGUUUGAAGAGGAGAGCAUUCCGUAUGCCUACUUUCACACCCCCGUCGCCGAACUGUAUUGGCUGGUGAGCACUAACCGCCAUACGAACAUGCCCGUCAAGUUUCUCAUUUCCGAAGACCUCAUCGACCAAGCCUGCGAAGUACUCACUCGCCAUGGGCUGGUCGCAUGUCCCUACGGAGAUGACUGCCAGCUGACCCGCUCACUGGCCCAGAUCCCCAGCUCGGCGGAUCAUUACCAUGCGGCUCUGCCAGCCGAUGCGGGCGCUCAAGGCCAGCAACCGAACCCCGAUGCGAUGGAGGUGGACCAGACACAACUGACCCAGCCACAGGACCCAGAUGCAAUGGAUCUUGAUGAGGAUAUCCCCUCCUUCCCCCCGCCAGGCAGUGCGGGCGCUCCUAACGAUGCCUACGGCCUGACGAUCCUCCUCUACCCGCAGGAGGACCUCUUCUGGUUCUUCUCCACCCCGCCUUGCCGGACCGAGCUCGAAAACAGCCAUUGCUACAUUGAAUCGCGUGAGCCCAUCAUCUGCCGGCUCUGGAACUGCCCCGUGGUCACCUACACGCAGCGGACGUGGGCGGAGACGGUGCUGAUCAACCUGAGCCGCGACCUGGCGACGCGCGCCGGCGUGCCGCAGGCCUACUGGCACGCCGAGCUGAAGCACAUCGCCAUGUUCUGGUACAACGACCACCUGUCCGCGUACCAGAAUGGGGGCUCCCAGGUCGACCUGCACCCUCGCAACAUGAUCAAGCCAUACAGCACCAUCCUGAGCCUGUUCCGCGAGGCCCUGUGGUUCUACGACCAGGACGGAUUCUCGGACGCGGUCAAGGCGGAGUUUCGGGAGAUGUUCGACGAGCUCGAUCUGAUGGGACUGUUCCCGCCUGGCCCUGGGUUGCGUGUCGAUCCCUGCACCGACCACACCUUUACAGGGCACGGCCCGAUUCCUGCGUAUUUGGCGCCGUCGGUGGCGGGCAUUCGUCGGGACUUCCAGUCGCGACGGGAUGGUUCGGGUUGA
Messenger RNA from Aspergillus fijiensis CBS 313.89, 1062 nucleotides. RefSeq lists its product as uncharacterized. The record is from RefSeq and is a predicted model, not a curated record. The transcript has a single exon. The coding region runs from base 1 to 1062 and encodes 353 amino acids. NCBI's taxonomy places the organism in Eukaryota, Fungi, Ascomycota, Eurotiomycetes, Eurotiales, Aspergillaceae.